CUGAAGGAUCCCAAGAUGGCUGGGCGAAAACUCGCUCUAAAAACCAUUGACUGGGUGGCUUUUGGGGAGAUAAUACCCCGAAACCAAAAAACUAUUGCUAACUCCCUGAAAUCCUGGAAUGAGAUCCUCACUUCCAGGUUGGCUACUCUGCCUGAGGCACCGCCAGCUAUCGACUGGGCUUACUACAAGGCCAAUGUGGCCAAGGCUGGCUUAGUGGAUGACUUUGAAAAGAAGUUUAAUGCCCUGAAGAUUCCUGUGCCAGAGGAUAAAUUUACUGCCCUAGUGGAUGCUGAAGAAAAAGACGACGUGAAGAGUUGUGCUGAGUUUUUGUCUCUCUCGAAGACCAGGAUUGAGGAGUAUGAGAGACAGCUGGAGAAGUUGAGGAACAUCAUUCCGUUUGAUCAGAUGACCAUCGAUGACCUGAAUGAAGCCUUCCCUGAAACCAAAUUAGACAACACCAAGUAUCCCUACUGGCCACAUCAGCCAAUUGAAAGUUUAUAAAAUGGAGUCUGAGAGGAAGCUCUGGCCCUUGUAUGACAAACUCUGAACAUUAAAAACAAGAAUAAUUAU
Molecule: messenger RNA, 570 nt
Organism: Orycteropus afer afer
Lineage: Eukaryota; Metazoa; Chordata; Mammalia; Tubulidentata; Orycteropodidae
Gene: ATP5PD
Product: ATP synthase peripheral stalk subunit d
Biological process (GO): proton motive force-driven ATP synthesis
Molecular function (GO): proton transmembrane transporter activity
Source: RefSeq, a predicted model, not a curated record